Molecule: messenger RNA, 23756 nt
Organism: Coregonus sp. 'balchen'
Lineage: Eukaryota; Metazoa; Chordata; Actinopteri; Salmoniformes; Salmonidae
Source: the annotation of a GenBank genome assembly
AUGAUGGAUAACAGUAAGUGUUAACCAUGCAGAGUGACGAGGAGAGAUUCAAAGCCUCUUUUGCGCAAUCAGCUGCAGUGAAGUCAUGAUAUACUUUAACUGGUCGGCAUGGCAACAGGGGACUGGAUUCUGGAGAGCAGAGGCAGAGCAUCUGUAAAAGCAAAACACCCUAGACACAGCAUAAAAAAAUUAUAAUGCUACAAUGGUGCUAUAUUUUAGACUAUGUGCCCACUUAAAUGCAGUAACAUCCUAUUUGUUAAUGUGUCAAAUUGAUGCAAAACUAUGCUAGACUAGUACCUGAAGCGUACACUGCAUUCGCCUCCAUGAAUGUGGCUGCUUCUCAUACACUCUUGUUGUUAGACAGGUUGCCUUAUUAGUACACUUGUACUAUGCUAUCUAGCCCAUAAUAUCUCAGUAGAUGUAUUGUGCUGGGUAUGGCCUGGUACAAGGAAAAGGACCUAUCAGAGAUGUUCUUCAAAGAGGGCAAUGGACGGACAAGGACUAAAGCCUCCCUAACCAGCUUGAGGUCGACUGCUCCUUUGUGACGAACCUCUGCUUCUUUCAACACAGUUUGAAUAUAGACCCCGAGCCAUAACCUUGUCAGGAACCACUUUCAGUAGUCGUUUCUAUAAACCACAAGUAGGCCUAUGUAAUACACUUUGACUGAGUUUGAAGAUAUGUGCAUCUAUUAGGCUACUGUGAAUGCUUAGCAAACACCAUAAUGCAUUAUUGGAUGAAGGCAUUACUAAUGCAUUCAUAAUGCAUUAGCCUAUACAAAGGCAGUGUUUCCCUUAGGAUUUAUUUCAGCAGGGGUGGUAAAAGGACAUUCUACUCCAAAAUGCAUAAACAUUUAAUUAUGUUCUCUUCCUUUGAAACUCAUCUGAAAAUUGAGGACAGUUAAAUUUUAUAUCUUGAUCUCAAUGACAUCACCAGCCGAUUCUAUAUUAACAAAAAAUGAAAAUUAGCUAGCAUUUCGUUACUGUAUCUUAGCUAGCGGUGCACGGCUGCUAAAUGAAUAUAGGGGAAACACUGAAAGAUGGUUCAUAGACAAUGUUACAACAAAAUCGAAUUACAAGAAUAUGAAUGGUACUUUGGAUAGCCUAGUUAUUGAUGCUCCUGAUGCUCCUCAACUGACUGACUCUGUUAUUUGGUGUCUCCUCCCACCCCUAGUGUGUAACUUUAUGUGUCAUGAGAAGUGCCUGAAGACUGUGAGGACUGUGUGUUCAUGCAUGGCCCCGACACUGGUGCGGGUGAGUGACACUGACACCAUAAGGUUACACUGCUCUGUUACUGCUUGUGAUCUGAUGGAUGACUGCAUGCUCCUGUUGAGUGCACGCUGGCACGGCAAUCCUUUGUCAUGGUGUUUUUGAUCAUAUUCCUUUUUUGUCCAUUUGUGAACUUCAGGUCCCUGUCGCCCAUUGCUUUGGUCCAGCAGGGCAGAAAAAGAGAUUAUGCUGUGUGUGUCGAAAGCAUCUGGAGGGAAACACUGCUGUUCGCUGUGAAGGUUGGUUUUUUAAGAGCUUUCACAGCGUACAAUGCACAUACGACCCAUGGCACAAUGUACAGUACCAGUCAAAAGUUUGGACACACCUACUCAUUCCAGGGUUUUUCUUUAUUUUUACUAUUUUCUACAUUGUAGAAUAAUAGUGAAGACAUCAAAACUAUGAAAUAACACAUAAUGGAAUCAUGUAGUAACCAAAAAAUAGUUACCCUUUGCCUUGAUGACAGCUUUGCACACUCUUGACAUUCUCUCAACCAGCUUCAUGAGGUAGUCACCUGGAAUGCAUUUCAAUUAACAGGUGUGCCUUCUUAAAAGUGAAUUUGUGGAAUUUCUUUCCUUAAUGCGUUUGAGCCAAUCAGUUGUGUUGUAACAAGGUAGGGGGGGGGGUAUACAGAAGAUAGCCCUAUUUGGUCAAAUACCAAGUCCAUAUUAUGUCAAGAACAGCUCAAAUAAGCAAAGAGAAACGACAGUCCAUUAUUACUUUAAGACAUGAAGGUCAGUCAAUACGGAACAUUUCAAGAACUUUGAAAGUUUCUUCAAGUGCAGUCGCAAAAACCAUCAAGCACUAUGAUGAAACUGGCUCUCCCUCUGCUGCAGAGGAUAAGUUCAUUAGCCUCAGAAAUUGCAGCCGAAAGAAAUGCUUCACAGAGUUCCAAGUAACAGACACACCUCAACAUCAACUGUUCAGAGGGGACUGUGUGAAUCAGGCCUUCAUGGUCGAAUUGCUGCAAAGAAACCACUACUAAAGGACACCAAUUAGAAGAAGACUUGCUUGGGCCAAGAAACACGAGCAAUGGACAUUAGACCGGUGGAAAUCUGUCCUUUGGUCUGGAGUCCAAAUUGGAGAUUUUUGGUUACAACCGCUGUGUCUUUGUGAGAUGCGGUGUGGGUGAAUGGAUGAUCUCCGCAUGUGUGGUUCCCACCGUGAAGCAUGGAGGAGGAAUUAUGGUGUGGGGGUGAUUUGCUGGUGAAACUGUCUGUGAUUUAUUUAGAAUUCAAGGCACACUUAACCAGCAUGGCUACCACAGCAUUCUACAUUGAUACGCCAUCCCAUCUGGUUUGGGCUUAGUGGGACUAUCAUUUGUUUUUCAACAGUAAAAUGACCCAACACACCUCCAGGCUGUGUAAUGGCUAUUUUACCAAGAAGGAGAGUAAUGAAUGGCCUCCACAUUACCCCGACCUCAACCCAAUUGAGAUCGUUUGGGAUGAGUCGGACCGCAGAGUGAAGGAAAAGCAGCCAACAAGUGCUCAGAAUAUGUGGGAACUCCUUCAAGACUAUUGGAAAAGCAUUCCAGGUGAAGCUGGUUGAGGGAAUGCCAAGAGUGUGCAAAGCUGUCAUUUUUUAAAAUGUAUUUUAAAAUUUAACCUUUAUUUAACUAGGCAAGUCAGUUAAGAACAAAUUCUUAUUUACAAUGACGGCCUACACCGGCCAAACCCGGACGACGCUGGGCCAAUUGUGCGCCGCCCUAUGGGACUCCCAAUAACGGCCGGUUGUGAUACAGCCUGGAAUCGAACUGGGGGUCUGUAGUGACGCCUCAAGCACUGAGAUGCAGUGCCUUAGACUGCUGCGCCACUCGGGAGCAAAGGGUGGCUAUUUGAAGAAUCUCAAAUAUAAAAUAUAUUUUGAUUUGUUUAACACUUUCUUGUUUACUACAUGAUUUCAUAUGUGUUAUUUCAUAGUUUUGAUGUCUUCACUAUUAUUCUACAAUGUAAAAAUAAAGAAAAACCCUUGAUUUUUGACUGGCAGUGUACAUGCAACUUAUGGCCAAAGUUUUGCAGGUUCACUUAGUAGAAGUGUACAGGUCACGAUGUUACAAAUGAGUGAAAUCUAGCAAGCUAAACCUCAGCGUAUGUGUACAUAAGCAACAUGGCAAAGUUAACGCACAAGUUUAUACACACUAAGUACAUUCUAUGUACAUUCAAAUUAUAUUUCAACUUCCUCUGAGGAAAUCUGAUUGGGAGCUCGUCCAUCAGUGGUAGUAGUGACUUUGACAGAAGUAAUGUAACCAUUGGUUCUGGUUUCAGUUUGUGAGCUGCAUGCCCACUCUGACUGUGCUGCGUUCAGUUGUGGCGACUGCCGUCUCUGCCACCAGGAUGGGAGUCAGGACAUUGUAAGUAUCACAAGCCUUCUGUCUAAAAGGUGUAUUCUGUUCACAACUUUCAUUUAAUUCUCCCAGUGGCAUGUUAAGAUACUAUAAACUCAUUAGGCCAAGAAGCAAAACAGAAGACAAGUGCAGGGGUAGCACUUUUGAGUUAAAAUGAAAGUUACAGAUUGUAGCUUUAAAGGUCCAAUGCAGCCGUUUUUAUCUCAAUAUCAAAUCACUUCUGGGUAACAAUUAAGGAGCUUGUUGUGAUUGUUUUCAAUUAAAAUGGUCAAAAAGAAACAAAAAUAGCUUCUUAGCAAAGAUACAUUUCUUAAGCAAGAUCUUUGCUAGGACUGUCUGGGAGUGGUCUGAGUGGGGAGGGGAAACUGAAAAGUAGCAGUUAUUGGCAGAGCGGUUUGGAACUCUCUUUCUUAUUGGUCUAAUAACUAAUUUACUACCUGUUGAUGUCACCAGGCAGGGCAAAACUCCAUCCCACCAAAACAGGCUGAAAUUUCAGGCAGUAUUUCACAGUAUUAUUCCAACCUCAUAGUGUGGAAAUAUAUAUAAAACACAGGAAAAUCACAUUUUUGACUGCACUGGGCACUUACCACUUAUCACCUGCCACUGUUAAGGGAGGAAUCCUCUUGAGCCAAAGAGUUCCAUAGAGAGGCUUCGGGGCCUGAUUCUGAGCAAUCACACUGGAACGACCUAAGAGAAAUGAUGUUUGGAAGUUUGGUCCUUUUAGAUUGACAUAAAAACACAUCCAACAGGAUAAUGAGUUUAUUCCUAUGUUGUGACUGGUCUACUUAUCUUGCUUAUUGUAACACCUCUCUCUCUGUUGUCUUUUUAAAAAAUCCUCUUGUCCAAGGAUUCGUUCCCCCACCAUUGGCGGGAGGGGAACAUUCCUUCAGGUGCACGCUGUGAGGUCUGCCGACGCACCUGUGGCUCCUCAGACGUCCUGGCGGGGAUGCGGUGUGAGUGGUGUGGUAUUACGGUAAGACUCAAAACGAAAAUAAAAGGACCGCCACUAAAAAACAACUGUAGCUAAUAAUGCCAUAUAGCAUGUUGCAUGGGCUUGUUUCAACAGCGUUUGUGUCAUACUUUGCAGACACACGCUGCCUGUUAUCUCAUCGUGCCACCAGAGUGCGGCCUGGGACGGCUACGCAACAUGCUCCUUCUCCCCGCUUGCGUGCGAAUAUGCUCGAGGAACUUUAGCAAGAUGCACUGCUACCGCAUCUCUGAGAGCUGCCAGAAUGAGCUGGGUAAGCUUGUCUCCACCAUUCAUUACCCCUCCCCCUACCCAAAGCCACAUCUUCUCAGCAACUGUUUCACUCACAGAAAUGUACAUACAAAGGAAUAUUAAACAGUGUACACAAAAAAUAUACACAUUGGAAACUAUACUGAACAAAAAUAUAAACGCAACAUGUAAACUGUUGGUCCCAUGUUUCAUGAGCUGAAAUAAAAUAUUCCAGAAAUGUUCCAUAUGCACAAACAUUUGUUUACAUCCCUGUUAGUGAGCAUUUCUCCUUUGCCAAGAUAAUCGAUCCAUCUGACAGGUGUGGCAUAUGAAGAAGCUGAUUAAACAACAUGAUCAUUACACAGGUGCACCUUGUGCUGGGGACAAUAAAAGGCCAGUCUAAAAUGUAUAGUUUUGACACACAACACAAUGCCACAGAAAGCAAAUUACGGACUCCUCUUUGAAUCUGCGUAUUCCUCCAGGGCUUAGCUGUCCUGGAUCUGCACAGCUCUGCGAGGGCCUGGGAUCGGGAGAGACACUUAAGUGUUUUAGUACUAUAUCUCUUGACACAAUGAUGAAAAUAAUCAUGGCCUCUAAACCUUCAAGCUGCAUACUGGAUCCUAUUCCUACUAAACUGCUGAAGGAACUGCUUCCUGUGCUUGGCCCUCCUAUGUUGAACAUAAUAAACAGCUCUCUAUCCACCGGAUGUGUACCAAACUCACUAAAAGUGGCAGUGAUAAAGCCUCUCUUGAAAAAGCCAAACCUUGACCCGGAAAAUAUAAAAAACUAUCGGCCUAUAUCGAAUCUUCCAUUCCUCUCAAAAAUUUUAGAAAAAGCUGUUGCGCAGCAACUCACUGCCUUUCUGAAGACAAACAAUGUAUACGAAAUGCUUCAGUCUGGUUUUAGACCCCAUCAUAGCACUGAGACUGCACUUGUGAAGGUGGUAAAUGACCUUUUAAUGGCGUCAGACCGAGGCUCUGCAUCUGUCCUCGUGCUACUAGACCUUAGUGCUGACUUUGACACCAUCGAUCACCACAUUCUUUUGGAGAGACUGGAAACCCAAAUUGGUCUACACGGACAAGUUCUGGCCUGGUUUAGAUCCUACCUGUCGGAAAGAUAUCAGUUUGUCUCUGUGAAUGGUCUGUCCUCCGACAAAUCAACUGUACAUUUCGGUGUUCCUCAAGGUUCCGUUUUAGGACCACUAUUGUUUUCACUAUAUAUUUUACCUCUUGGGGAUGUUAUUCGAAAACAUAAUGUUAACUUUCACUGCUAUGCGGAUGACACACAGCUGUACAUUUCAAUGAAGCAUGGUGAAGCCCCAAAAUUGCCCUCGCUAGAAGCCUGUGUUUCAGACAUAAGGAAGUGGAUGGCUGAAAACUUUUUACUUUUAAACUCGGACAAAACAGAGAUGCUUGUUCUAGGUCCCAAGAAACAAAGAGAUCUUCUGUUAAAUCUGACAAUUCAUCUUGAUGGUUGUAAAGUCGUCUCAAAUAAAACUGUGAAGGACCUAGGCGUUACUCUUGACCCUGAUCUCUCUUUUGACGAACAUAUCAAGACUGUUUCAAGGACAGCUUUUUUCCAUCUACGUAACAUUGCAAAAAUCAGAAAUUUUCUGUCCAAAAAUGAUGCAGAAAAAUUAAUCCAUGCAUUUGUUACUUCUAGGUUAGACUACUGCAAUGCUCUAUUUUCCGGCUACCCGGAUAAAGCACUAAAUAAACUUCAGUUAGUGCUAAAUACGGCUGCUAGAAUCCUGACUAGAACCAAGAAAUUUGAUCAUAUUACUCCAGUGCUAGCUUCCCUACACUGGCUUCCUGUUAAGGCAAGGGCUGAUUUCAAGGUUUUACUGUUAACCUAUAAAGCGUUACAUGGGCUUGCUCCUACCUAUCUUUCCGAGUUGGUCCUGCCGUACAUACCAAUACGUACGCUACGGUCACAAGACGCAGGCCUCCUAAUUGUCCCUAGAAUUUCUAAGCAAACAGCGGGAGGCAGGGCUUUCUCCUAUAGAUCUCCAUUUUUAUGGAACAGUCUGCCUACCCAUGUGAGAGACGCAGACUCGGUCUCAACCUUUAAGUCUUUACUGAAGACUUAUCUCUUCAGUAGGUCAUAUGAUUGAGUGUUGUCUGGCCCAGGAGUGUGAAGGUGAACGGAAAGGCUGGAGCAACGAACAGCCCUUGCUGUCUCUGCCAGGCCGGUUCCCCUCUCCACUGGGGUUCUCUGCCUCUAACCCUGUUGCAGGGGCUGAGUCACUGGCUUGCUGGUGCUCUUUCAUGCCGUCCCUGGGAGGGGUGCGUCACUUGAGUGGGUUGAGUUACUGACGUGAUCUUCCUGUCUGGGUUGGCGCCCCCCCCUUGGUUUGUGCUGUGGUGGAGACCUCUGUGGGCUAUACUCGGCCUUGUCUCAGGAUUGUAAGUUGGUGGUUGGGGAUAUCCCUCUAGUGGUGCGGGGGCUGUGCUUUGGCGGAGUGGGUGGGGUUAUAUCCUUCCUGUUUGGCCCUGUCCGGGGGUUUCUUCGGAUGGGGCCACAGUGUCUCCGGACCGCUCCUGUCUCAGCCUCCAGUAUUUAUGCUGCAGUAGUUUAUGUGUCGGGGGGCUGGGGUUAGUUGGUUAUACCUGGAGUACUUCUCCUGUCUUAUCCAGUGUCCUGUGUGAAUGUAAGUAUGCUCUCUCUAAUUCUCUCGUUCUCUCUUUCUCUCUGAGAACCUGAGCCCUAGGACCAUACGUCAGGACUACCGGGCAUGAUGACACCUUGCUGUCCCCAGUCCGCCUGGCCUUGCUGCUAUUCCAGUUUCAACUGUUCUGCCUGCGGCUACGAAACCCCUACCUGUCCCAGACCUGCUGUUUUCAACUCUUAAUGAUCGGCUAUGAAAAGCCAACUGAGAGACCUGAGCCCUAGGACCAUACGUCGGGACUACCGGCCGUGGUGACUCCUUGCUGUCCCCAGUCCGCCUGGCCUUGCUGCUAUUCCAGUUUAAACUGUUCUGCCUGCGGUUAUGGAACCCCUACCUGUCCCAGACCUGCUGUUUUCAACUCUUAAUGAUCGGCUAUGAAAAGCCAACUGAGAUUUAUUCCUGAUUAUUAUUUGACCAUGCUUGUCACUUAUGAACAUUUUUGAACAUCUUGGCAUGGUUCUGUUAUAAUCUCCACCCGGCACAGCCAGAAGAGGACUGGCCACCCCUCAUAGCCUGGUUCCUCUCUAGGUUUCUUCCUAGGUUUUGCCUUUCUAGGGAGUUUUUCCUAGCCACCGUGCUUCUACACCUGCAUUACUAGCUGUUUGGGGUUUUAGGCUGGGUUUCUGUACAGCACUUCGAGAUAUUAGCUGAUGUAAGAAGGGCUAUAUAAAAUAAAAUUGAAAAUUGAUUGAUUAAGUUUUGAGGGAGCGUGCAACUGGCAUGUCCAACAGAGCUGUUGCCAGAGAAUUGAAUGUUAAUUUCACUACCAUAAGCCGCCUCCAACGUCGUUUUAGAGAAUUUGACAGUACGUCCAACCGGCCUCACAACCGCAGAUCACGUGUAACCACGCCAGCCCAGGACCUCCACAUCCGGCUUCUUCACCUGCGGGAUCAUCUGAGACCAGCCACCCGGACAGCUGAUGAGACUGUGGGUUUGCACAACCAAAUAAUUUCUGCACAAACUGUCAGAAACCGUCUCAGGGAAUAUCAUCUGCGUGCUCACCAGGGUCUUGGCCUGACUGCAGUUCGCCAUCGUAACCGACUUCAGUGGCCAAAUGCUCACCUUCGAUGGCCACUGGCACGCUGGAGAAGUGUGCUCUUCACGGAUGAAUCCCGGUUUCAACUGUACCGGGCAGAUGGCAGACAGCGUGUAUGGCGUCAUGUGGGCAAGCGGUUUGCUGAUGUCAACGCUGUGAACAGAGUGCCCCAUGCUGGCUGUGGAGUUGUGGUAUGGGCAGGCAUAAGCUAUGGUAACGAACACAAUGGCAUUUUAUCGAUGGCAUUUUGAAUGCACAGAGAUACCGUCACGAGAUCCUGAGGCACAUUGUCGUGCCAUUCAUCCGCCGCAAUCACCUUAUGUUUCAGCAUGGUAAUGCACGGCCCCAUGUUGCAAGGGUCUGUACACAAUUCCUGGAAGAUGAAAAUGUCUCAGUUCUUCCAUGGCCUGCAUACUCACCAGACAUGUCACCCAUUGAGCAUGUUUGGGAUGCUCUGGAUUGACGUGUACGACAGCGUUUUCCAGUUCCCGCCAAUAUCCAGCAACUUUGCACAGCCACCGAAGAGGAGUGGGACAACAUUCCACAGGCCACAAUCAACAGCCUGAUCAACUCUAUGCAAAGGAGACGUGUCGCGCUGCAUGAGGCAAAUGGUGGUCACACCAGAUACUGACUGGUUUUCUGAUCCACGCCCACACUUUUUUUUUGAAGGUAUCUGUGAACAACAGAGGCAUAUCUGUAUUCCCAGUCAUAUGAAAUCCAUAGAUUAGGGCCUAAUGAACUUUUUUCAAUUGACUGAUUUCCUUAUAUGAACUAUAACUCAGUAAAAUCUUUGAAAUUGUUGCAUGUUGCGUUUAUAAUUUGGUUCAGUGUAAAUCAAGAAAAUGAGUUUCCAGUAUGAUAUUGUAAGACUGCUAACUCCACAUAGUCAACUUUUCACUCCCUUUGUAAGCAUUCGCACUUGGGCACCUAGGCUGCCAGGAAUGACAGGUGCCUGGAGCAAGUGUCAACUUAUUGUUGGUCACUUGUUCUAGGUCAGGCAAGAUGAGUCACAAGCCAUUUGUCAAGCAAGAUGAGCAAUGGUGAACUGUGCUGGGCUUUAACCUGAAAUGAAAAAGGCAUCCAUGCUUCAGUAGACUGUUUACACACAGAAGUGAAACAAUGUGAAAGUAUGUGGGAAAAACCUGUAGCAAAUGCAACGCUCAUUCUAUUUCCUCAUUGUUUCCUUUCACGUACCUAUAACUUGAACUUUGCUUUAUCAGAUAACUUGGAAGAACUUGACAGACCUACAAAGGAGUGCCAGCCGGCAACCACACCAGAUUCAGGUAGAUACAGGAUGAGUUGUCACACUGUAUUUAGCCAAGCAUGUCCCCUUGUGAUCAUUGAAGUCACAUGUAAACAUAUAAGAUUAUUCCCAUGUUUCAGCUCGAAAAGAGAUUCCCUAACGUUUCUGGUUUAAAGCUAUUUUAACAUGCUUUAGCUCUGCUAUUUGGAGCAUGACACUGAGCUAACAGGGGUCCUACCGCUCCUGAUGUUCUGCAGCAUUAGCUAGUGCUUAGUUAUCAAAUCCAAAUCUACCCUAAUCCUAAUUAUACAGGUCCAUAGAAUUGACCACGUUGGUCUAAAGAGUGUGUUUUUUUGCAAACUGCAGGGAAGCAGGUUCUCAGGGUGUUUGAUGGGGAUGAUGCAGUCAAGCGCAGCCACUUCCGUUUGGUCUCCAUUCCUCGGAUGACCAAGAAUGAGGAAGUGGUGGUGAGAUUCUCCCCAUUCCCUAAAACCAGAUUGACACUGGAUUAAUUAAGUGCUUCAUUGUUUUAAGAGUGCAUUCAUUUCUGUUACCACAACUCCUACUACUACCACUGUAAUACUGCUCUAAUAUUGCUGAACUACUACAGCAACAACUACUAAUAGUAUUUCUACUAUCAUCACCAAUACUACCGCAGUACUAUCACUAGUAACAUCUAUAAUGAUAAUAACAAUAGUUUUGAACAACCUAAUCCAAGGUGGCCAACCCUCCUGGAGAGCUACUGGGUAUGCAGGCUUUGGCUCCACCCCUGCUCUAACACACUUGAUUAAUCUAAUAAAGGUUUCUAAGAGCAGCAAUAGAGUUAAAGCCUGCACAUCCAAUAGGUCUCUCCAGGACGAGGGUCACCAGCUCCUAAUCUCAUCCUUGUCUGCAGGAGUCAGCGUUGAGGGCCUUCUACAUCCCAGAUGACCCGCUGGACUAUGAGCUCCAAGACAACGACCAGCAGGCUCUACACAGCGACGACGUCGUCAACCGUAACGGCACCCCCGACAACAAGGCCAUCUUUAAGGAGAAUGUGCCCGAGGCAUGGCUCCUAAGGGCCAAACCUCAGGAAACAGAGGUCCUCAAGAUCUAUGCCGGCUGGCUCAAGUGAGUACUGUAUGGGGAAACUGCUCAGUCAUGGCGUAAAUUAGUGAUGCGUGGGUCAGCUGUUUGUUCACCUGCACCCGCCCGCAAUUGCUAAUAACCCAUUCGCAACCACCCCACCAUAUGUGAUAAAGGGAAAAUCUGAGGACUGCACCCGACCCUAACCCGCUAAUAUAGAAAAUGCGCUGUAGGUUACAGUCUAAGACGGCAGAACGAUUUUGACAGGGGGUGCAGGAUUUUUUUGGCCUGUUUCUGCUUAUAAUUGCCAAGCUAUUUGUUAGUCAACUUGUCUAUAAUUAGAUACAUGCAGCUUCUCUUCUGUCAUUAUAUGUUGCCCUGGAAGACUAAAUAAACUCUUGCUCAUCAAAAUAAUGUCAUAAAUCAAUAGAAUGAAUGCUUCAAUCUGAACAAAAAUAUAAAACGCAACAUGCAACAAUUUCAAAGAUUUUACUGAGUUACGGGUCAUUUGAGGAAAUUAGUCAAUUGAAGUAAAUUCUAUUCUGUAGGAGUUCAUAUUAAGGCUAUGUGAGAGGUUAUAGACCUACGGUCACGAUCGUCGUCCGAGUGAGUAGACCAAGGCGCAGCGUGUGAAACAAACAUGACUUUAUUUAAUUAAAGUUAUCAAAACAAAACACGACUCGUGAAGUCCACGGUUAACAAUACCGACACGGAACAAAAACCCACAACACCCAAGGGAAAACAUACAGUUUAAAUAUGGCUCCCAAUCAGAGACAACCAGCCGACAGCUGACACUCGUUGCCUCUGAUUGGGAGUCACACAGGCAAACAAAGACAUAGAACAACUUAGAAUACCCAACAUAGAAAAUGGACACAUAGAAUGAACACACCCUGGCUCAACAUAUAGAGUCCCAGAGCCAGGGUGUGACAGUACCCCCCCCUAAAGGCGCGGACUGCGACCGCGCCUCAACUAAAGCAAAACAGGGGAGGGCUGGGCGGGCAUACCUCCUCGGCGGCGGCUCCGGCUCCGGGCUUGCCCACCACCCUCCAACAAACCCCCCAUAGCGCCCCUGGUCCGGUCUGGCCCCGCUGGCUGGAGCUGGACUGGACGUAGCAGGAGCGGUAGACUUCAGCUCCUUAGUGGAGCAGUAGAGCGGUACCUGAAUUGGCACCGAUGACUUAGGCACGGCUUGUGCCGGACUGACGACUCGCACCCCUGGCUUGGUGCGAGUGGCAGGAACGGGCGGGGCCGGGCUGGCGACGCGCACCGUAGACUUGGUGCGAGUGGCAGGAACAGGCCGGACCGGGCUGGCGACGCGCACCGUAGACUUGGUGCGUGGAGCAGGGACAGGCCGGACAGGGUUGGCGACGCACACCGCAGGCUUGGUGCGUGGAGCAGGGACAGGCCGGGCAGGGCUGGCGACGCACACCGUAGGCUUGGUGCGUGGAGCAGGAACAGGCCGGGCUGGGCUGUCGACGCACACCGUAGGCUUGGUGCGUGGAGCAGGGACAGGCCGGGCUGGGCUGUCGACGCACACCGUAGUCUUGGUGCGUGGAGCAGGAACAGGCCGGGCAGGGCUGGCGACGCACACCGUAGGCUUGGUGCGUGGAGCAGGAACAGGCCGGGCUGGGCUGUCGACGCACACCGUAGUCUUGGUGCGUGGAGCAGGAACAGGCCGGGCAGGGCUGGCGACGCACACCGUAGGCUUGGUGCGUGGAGCAGGUACAGGCCGGGCUGGGCUGUCGACGCACACCGUAGGCUUGGUGCGUGGAGCAGGGACAGGCCGGGCUGGGCUGUCGACGCACACCGUAGUCUUGGUGCGUGGAGCAGGGACAGGCCGGACAGGGCUGGCGACGCACACCGUAGGCUUGGUGCGUGGAGCAGGGACAGGCCGGACUGGGCUGGCGACGCACACCGUAGUCUUGGUGCGUGGAGCAGGGACAGGCCGGACAGGGCUGGCGACGCACACCGUAGGCUUGGUGCGUGGAGCAGGGACAGGCCGGACUGGGCUGGCGACGCACACCGUAGGCUUGGUGCGUGGAGCAGGAACAGGCCGGACCGUACUGGGAACACACACCACUGGCCUUAAACGGGGAUCAGGAACGGGCCGGACCGGACUGGCAAUACACCUCAGUACCUCUCGCCGUGCCUCUACAACUUCCUUCCCUCCUCUCGCCAAUGGCUCCCGUAACCCGGUGGCCUUCUCUCCUCGUCUCCCAUUUCGCCCUGUGGCAGCCUCCUGCUGCCCAGUCGCCCAUGCCGUGUGCCCCCCCCUAAAAAAUUAUUGGGGGUGCCUCUCGUCCUUCCGACAAUGGCACUGCUGACGCCGCUGCUCCUCUCCUGCCUGGGUCUCCCCCUUCAUAGCCCUCCGGUACCGGACGGCCUCCUCCUCGGUAAUCUGCCCCCAACCGAGGAGGACAUCCACAAGAGUCACCUCCUGCGUGUGUUCCUGGACACGCUGCUUGGUCCUGGUAUGGUGGGUUUUUCUGUCACGAUCGUCGUCCGAGUGAGUAGACCAAGGCGCAGCGUGUGAAACAAACAUGACUUUAUUUAAUUAAAGUUAUCAAAACAAAACACGACUCGUGAAGUCCACGGUACAGUCAGUGUCCAGAUUUCAGUUUCCAUUUAACCCAUCUGAACAGUAGGCUACAGUUCCCUUGACGUGCCAUAGGCCUAUUUGAAGUCCCCGUCUUGUGACUGUCGAAUUUAUAUAGCGCCUCACAAUCAUCACACAUAGCAUAGCCGGCCGGCACUGGUAUAAUUCUCUACCACUUCACCAAAUCUUUCCCAAACAUGACUUUUCUGGCCCUCCCUUCUCUUUAGUUUCAACUCUCCAUUUCGCAGCUUUUCUCUUAUUGUAUUAAACUCCGACAUUGUCCUUUUUGCCUCCGUGGAUUGACGUUAACUUUUUCUGCCCGUUCCCAAAAGCAUUUGGUGGUUGGCGUGUAGGCUAUUUGGCGCAUUUGCACUUUGGCCUUAAAGCUUAGGCUUACGCACUAAUGCCAGGUAGCCUAAAAUAAUGAAAGAAAAACCUCAAUGUAGCCUAUAGAUCUAAAUUGCACAAGAAUGAUAAAUGAAUGGAUUUUUUGAUGUAUUGUUUUCUCUUUAUUCAGCCCGCCUGCCAACCACCCGCCCUUCAUCCAGACAAUAUUGAAUGACCCUAAACCCGUCCGCCCAGCUGAUAUAACCACAUCACUAGUGCAAAUCUCAAAUGCGCUAAUGAGUCAAUCUCAAAGGACUCAUUAGGCAUCAGAAAAUGCUUUGGUCAAAAGAGCGUUAUGCCAGUAAUCCAAAGGUCGCUGGUUCGAAUCCCCGAGCCGACUAGGUGACAGUUGCCCUCAUACCAUACCUUUGAUAUCUCCCAUCUCUACUACCUGGGUCUGUUUACAGGGUUAUUGUGGCAUACAUAUCCAUCUCCAAGAACAGCACUGUGGAUUCUGUCAUUAAGGAGGUCCUCACUCAACUGGGAAGACAGGUACAGAUUACCAGCAGGUCACCAACAUAACACAACCACUCCACCUUAAAUACAGCUUGGCACAAGUACUGUAUGGGCGGCAGGUAGCCUAGCGGUUAAGAGCGUUGGGCCAGUAAGUCGCUCUGGAUAAGAGCGUCUGCUAAAUGCUUCAAAUGUAAAUGUAUUGUACCCGAAAGUUUAAAUUAAUGGUUGAACUAUUGCUCUGACUAUAUAAAUGUAUCUGUUAAUGACAACUCUAGUUCAAUACUCUUGUUUGGUGAUGCUCUUUUCUCUAGGAUGAAGACCCAUCAAGCUUCAAUCUUGUGGAAGUUUACAUGGGCAGUAAGCAAGGUAAGGAAAUAGGAAACAGGAAUAUGUCUGACCUAUACAUCAAUGCUGGCCUUUUACAUAGCAUAAGAUGUCUCUUACUCUGUUGAUAUGCCUUCAUUACUGUAUCAAAGUUCACUGAUGGUGUGCGUUCUUUCUUUCUUUCUUUCUCCACAUCCAGUUCAGAGACAAGUGCUAACAGGCCAGGAGCUGCUGCUGGACAAACUGCAAGAGAUAAGAAAGGUAUAGUAUGAGGAACUUCGACCUGACAUUCAGGUUUAUGGGUCAUUGGGGGUGCGUAUGUGUGUGUAGGUGUUUAUGAACAGGAGUGUCUGUCACGAUCGUCGUAAGCAACGGACCAAGGCGCAGCGUGAUAUGCGUACAUCUUUUAAUGAGUACUUAAUAACAAUUUACUAAACGAUACGUGAAGUCCUAAGGUUAACAAAACACAAACCUCUCCGGAACAAGAUCCCACAAAAGACAAGUGCACAACAGGCUGCCUAAGUAUGGUUCCCAAUCAGAGACAACGAGCCACAGCUGUUUCUAAUUGGGAACCACCCCGGCCAACAUAGAAACACAUAAACUAGAACAAGAACAUAGAAAACGAAACAUAGAACCUAACACCCAGAAACUAACACAUAGAAACUAAUACCCUGGCUCAACAUAUAAAAGUCCCCAGAGCCAGGGCGUGACAGUGUGUGUUCAAUCUGUAUCCUUUUGCUUCUGACAGAUCUCCCUAAGGCAGAUGAACCAGACCCGUUUCUACAUAGUGGAGAGCAGGAACCAGGUUGUGCAGGUCAACCUGCUGGUAGAGAGACUGCCUAUACAGCUGAGCAAGGAGGAAUAUGCAGACCUGCUGCAGGAGCACUUAGCUAUGAAGAGUGAGUCUACACACAUCGGAUCAUGAUUCCGCUCCUUUGCAAUAAAUAAAACGGACGGAAUCCCACUGGGUUCAGUGCCGUCCCCCUUUCAUUUCACUUUACCCCAGAGAUCCUCCUGAACAUUUUCCUUGAAAUGGACUAUAGUUGAUUUAAAUGUGAUUAAGACUGUUGUUAACUGACUAGAUGUGAAUCUGCUCUCCUCUUCUCCCCUGCUCCAUAGGUCACUUGGUCACCAUCACACAUGUUUACGGGAACCAAGGUGGGUACGUCGCCAUGGAAACAGCCAAUGGAGCACCACCCUCCGUUCUCCACCCCCCAUCCAUCUCGUCCCCCUCUCUCAUCCUGCUGUCCACUCCCUGUUGUCACACUUUCUUCUCCCCACAAUCCCCUCCCUGUCCCCUUCCCUAUGCCCUCAUUCCACAUCAUCCCCAGACGGCCUGUUCUGGGCCGUGUCUCUGCUUGACACUGCUCAAGUCACUGCUGUGUUGCCGCAGGCCACUGCAGCAGGUUCCUGCCCCAUUCAGUGUUACAUAAGUCCCUUUCUUACAGACUGUGAGUGCCCCACUGCUGCUGCCACUGCCCAAGAGCUAAAUGGUCCAUUUAUAGCACGCCUUCUGUAUAGCCCACAGCCAUUUAUCUUGUGAUGUCUUUAUUAUAAUAAACAAUUUCAACGUGGAGCACUUUUAGUGUAUUACAUACAAAGUGCUAAAUGUCAUCAUAACAUUGAAUGUGGGAGUUCAUCGAUUCCGAGGUUUGCCUGUCUGUCUAUCUGUCUGCGUUGAAGGUGCAGUGGUGUUGCAGAUAUCGUGUUUCUCUGAGGCUGAGAGGAUCUACAUGUUAGCCAAAGACACGUCUGUCAGCAACCAGCAGCUCACCUCCCUCGUCCUACCAGAGAUCAUGGUAAUGCUACGUCAAUGUGACGUAAACAAACCCAGAUCACAGUUGAAAGUGUAAUUUACGUGAACUGAACUUUGAAAGAAGCUGGCUUGCUUUACUCCAUUGACAGUGCUGUUGUUGUAACUCCCCUGCAGCACAACAAGUUGCCCAAAGGUGACUCGCCCCUACUGGUGUUUGUCAACCCCAAGAGCGGCGAGCUGAAGGGCCAAGAGCUCCUCUACGGCUUCCGGAAGCUUCUGAACCCCCACCAAGUGUUUGACAUGACCAACGGGGGACCAUUGUCUGGGUGAGACAAAUGGUGGUUAUCCUCAUUCAGCAGUGUGAUGUCAGAGCUGUUGUGUUUGUAGAAGGGGGGUCUGUGUUGUGCAAUGUUAUUUUUCCCGCAAGGUCUUUGGAAAUUGUUUUGUCUACCAUGUAUGUUUGUGAGCCAUGACACGGACACAAAGAAAUGUCAACCAGUGAAUAUAUGAUUGACAAUAAAUAUAUAUAUUGUUAUAUACACUGAGUAUACCAAAAAUUAGGAACACCAUCCUAAUAUUGAGUUGACUCCAAUGCUUCCCACGGUUGUGUCAAGUUGGCUAGAUGUCCUUUGGGUGGUGGACCAUUCUUGAUACACAUGGGAAAGUGUUGAACUUGAAAAACCCAACAGCGUUGCUGUUCUUGACACAAUCCGGUGCGCCUGACACGUACUACCAUACCCCGUUCAAAGGCUCUUAAAUCGUUUGUCUUGCCCAUUCACCCUCUGAAUGGCACACAUCACAAUCCAUGUCUCAAUUGUCUCGAGGCUUAAAAAUCCUUCGUUAACCUGUCUCCUCCCCUUCGUCUACACUGAUUGAAGUGGAUUUCACAAGUGACAUCAAUAAGGGAUCAUAGUUUUCACCUGGUCAGUCUAUGUUUUGUAUACUCCGUGUAUGUCAUUUUCUAUGUAACAGAUAUAUCUAACUAGGCUACAAAUCUAACUUGUAUUUUUCUUCUAUCCUCCACAGACUCCACAUGUUUAGGGAGGUGCCCCGCUUCCGGGUGCUGGUGUGUGGGGGAGAUGGGACAGUGAGCUGGGUCCUGGGAGUCCUGGAGGACAUCAGACACAAGCUGGUCUGUCCCGAGCCCCCCAUCGGCAUUGUCCCACUCGGCACAGGUGAGCGGGACCCCUGAGGACACACCAUUCUCUUCUAAUUGCUGUAGUGUGCAUAGGUUAGCUUUAAUCAGCUCACAUCAGUAGUUGAACUAUUGGAUUUAAGAUUUUUUCCCAAUAAUCCCCCCCUAAUGCCUCCCAUCAGGUAACGACCUGGCGCGGAUCCUGCGCUGGGGGGCGGGCUACAGCGGAGAGGACCUCCACCACAUCCUGGUGUCUGUGGACGAGGCGGAGGAGGUGCAGAUAGACCGUUGGACUAUUCUGCUGGAUGCACAGGAGAUCACAGAUGACGGCAAGGAGAACUGCUUCCUGGAACCACCAAAGGUCCAAUCAGAAUAAUGCAGUUUUGAUUCAUGUUUUUGCCAUUAUAGUUUUAUUGUUUACUUUCGCAAUAUAACAAUGCACACAAAACAAUAACUUGACAAACAUGAAUAGAAAUAGAAAGACAUGAUUUAUGUUAUAACUAUUGCCAUUGUUAUAACAACAUUGCCAUUUAAUCGAUGCAUGAGUGCACUUGUUGGCGUUGCCGUUCAACUGGUGGUCUCCCUUGUUGCAGAUAGUGCAGAUGAACAACUAUUUUGGGCUGGGCAUCGAUGCUGAGCUCAGUCUGGACUUCCACCAUGCCCGUCAAGAGGAACCAGGAAAGUUCAACAGCAGGUAGGAGACCACCUCCGGUGAGAAGUUGCUUUUUAAAAUAUCCCCAAAAAGGGAAUAUCCCCAAAACGACUUAUCUUUGGUGUCUGUGUAGGUUCCACAACAAAGGUGUGUACCUGAAGGCGGGUCUGCAGAAACUGAGUCACACACGGAACCUUCACAAGGACCUCAAACUGCAGGUGGACAAACAAGACAUAGAACUGCCCAGCAUAGAAGGCCUCAUCUUCCUAAACAUCCCCAGGUAGCAAAUACACACACAAGCACAAACGGCUAAACUCUACACACGGCUGACAAUCAGACACUCAUGACGCAUGACAUUCACUUCAAGAUGCAUGCUCCUAAAGAAGAAUGGCCUCACGCACUGGCUUAUACACACUGGCCCCUGACCCACUCACACCUUAAGUACGUACAUAUUGAUCGGAAACACUGCACUUACAACUGCGUGUGUGUAGCUGGGGCUCCGGGGCAGACCUGUGGGGAUCAGAGGGUGACUCGCGCUACGGGAAACCUCGCAUUGACGAUGGCAUGCUGGAGGUGGUGGGGGUGACCGGGGUGGUACACAUGGUGAGUUCAUCACUCACUACAAGUCUUUCCUUACUCUGUUGAGUAUGUCCUGUUACCACAAAGAAGAGAUCAGCGUUAAACCUUAUCCCAGUGAUACAGAAUGUUUUAUCCAGAUCAAAAUGUAAAAAACGGUCAUUGAUAUGUAGUGUAUAUACUCUCAUUGGCCAGUUUAUUAGGUACACCAGUCCGUUCACAAAAAUGGAUCGCUCCUACAGACAGUGAGUCACGUGGCCGUGGCUUGCUAUAUAAAACAGGCAGACGGGCAUCGAAGCAUUCAGUUACUGUUGGAUUUGAACGUUAGAAUGGGCUAAAUGAGUGACCUAACCGACUUUGAGCGUGGUAUGAUCGAUGGUGCCAGGCACGCCGGAUCCAGUAUCUCAGAAACGGCCGCCCUCCUGGCCUUUCACGCACAACAGUGUCUAGGGUUUACAGAGAAUGGUGCGACAAACAAAAAAGUCAGCGGCAGUCCUGUGGGUGAAAUGAGAGAGGUCGAAGGAGAAUGGCAAGAAUCGUGCAAGCCAACAUGCGGACCAAAGACAAACAGAACGGCAUCUUGUGCAGAACGGCAUCUCGUCACGGGUGGGCUAUUGCAGCAGACGUCCACACCGGGUUCCACUCCUAUCAGCUAAAAACAAGAAGAAGCCCUCCACAGCCUCAUAGAGGAUCUAGAUACAUUUUCUAACCUCUCUGGGUUACAACCAAAUUAUGAUAAAUGUACUAUAUUACGUAUUGGAUCACUAAAAAAUCCAAUUUUGACAUUACCAUGUAGUUUACCAAUAAAAUGGUCUGAUGGUGAUGUGGAUAUACUCUGAAUACAUAUCCCAAAUGAAAUAAAUGAUCUCACUCCAAUACAUUUGAAUAGAAAGUGAGCAAAAAUAGAUAAGAUCUUGCUACCAUGGAAAGGUAAAUACCUGUCAAUUUACCCUGAUUAAGUCUUUAGUAUUAUCCCAGUUUACCUAUUUGCUUAUGGUCUUGCCUACGCCUAGCGAACAGUUUUUUAAAUUAUAUUUGGAACGGCAAGCCAGACAAAAUUAAACGGGCCUAUUUAUAUAAUGAAUAUGAAUUCGGAGGACAAAAAUUAUUAAAUAUUAAAGCAUUAGACCUAUCACUAAAAGCUUCAGUCAUACAAAAGUUAUACUUAAAUCCGAACUGGUUCUCUAGCAAAUUAGUAAGAUUGUCUCACCCAAUGUUCAAGAAUGGCCUUUUUCCUUUUAUUCAGAUUACAACCUCUCACUUUCAGUUAUUUGAAAAGGAAAUCAUCUCCCAAAUAUCACUAUUUCUAAAACAAGCCAUAGAAAGUUGGUUGCAACGAAAUGACAGAUCAAAUAAUGCAACAAAUAUUGUGGUUAAACUCAAAUAUACUAAUUGAUUAAAAAAAUGUUAUUUUUAGAAAAAUCUUUUAAAAAGGGAUAAUCUUCGUAAAUGAUAUCAUAGGUAGGACUGGUGGAGUUAUGACGCACAUACAGCUAACAAAAACAUAUGGAAAUGUCUGCUCUACCCAAAAUUACAACCAAAUAAUUGCAGCAUUACUGCAAAAAUGGAAGAGGAAAGUGGAAGGUGGAGAAAGUAAGGAACUUGUCUGUCGGCCCUGCAUUAAAGAACAUAAUUGGUUUAAAGAAAAUUGUGAUAAAUAAAAAAGUAUACCAGUUUCAUUUAAGGACCAAAGGAUUGACACCCGUCCCAUAUAGAUUGCAAAAUAGUUGGGAAGAGAUUUUUGACGUACCGAUUCCAUGGCAUAAUGUUUAUGAAUUGAUACGCACAUUUUUCAAUUUAAAUUAUUAUACAAAAUUAUUGCUACCAAUAGAAUGUUAUUUAUAUGGGGGAUACGAUCUUCCCAGCUCUGCAGAUUUUGCUGCGAAGAGACAGAAUCAUUAGAUCAUUUGUUUUUGGACACAGGUCCAGAAAUGGCUAAAGGAUUGCAAUAUUUACUUGGAGCUAACCCUGCAGAUAGCACUACUGGGUGAUCUGAAAAGUCAUAGUCAAUCGAUCAAUAAUAUAAUAACAACAAGAUAACUAAUGUAAAGCAUACUGUGUCCAUAAUAAGUAUAUAGGUUAUAGGUUGAGAGUUUUUGUGAAAGAGCACAGAUAGAAAGAUAUGGCAUAUAGAAGCAAACCGGAUGGACAUCAUGAAAAUGAUCGGAGAGUUUGAGGCUAGAGGAAGUUCAGGAGUAAAAACAAACAAAAUAUAAUUAUUGUAAAAUUUAUUGUGUCCAUAAAAUGUAUAUAGUAUGUAUAAGCUGGAAGUAGAGGCCUAAGCAUUGUUGUUCACUAGUUUACUCCAAUUAGGGAAGGGGUGGUGGGGUUGGAAAGUAAUAAAGGGAAAUAUAUAUUUUAAAAGGAUAUGUAUAAAUAUGUAUGUACAGUGGCUUGUGAAAGUAUUCACCCCCCUUGGCAUUUUUCCUAUUUUGUUGCCUUACAACCUGGAAUUAAAAUUGAUUUUUUGGGGGGUUUGUAUCAUUUGAUUUACACAACAUGCCUACCACUUUGAAGAUGCAAAAUAUUUUGUGUGAAACAAACAAGAAAUAAGACAAAAAAACAGAAGACUUCAGCGUGCAUAACUAUUCACCCCCCCCCCAAAGUCAGUACUUUGUAGAGCCACCUUUUGCAGAAAUUACAGCUGCAAGUCUCAUGGGGUAUGUCUCUAUAAGCUUGGCACAUCUAGCCACUGGGAUUUUUGCCCAUUCUUCAAGGCAGAACUGCUCCAGCUCCUUCAAGUUGGAUGGGUUCCGCUGGUGUACAGCAAUCUUUAAGUCAUACUACAGAUUCUCAAUUGGUUGAGGUCUGGGCUUUGACUAGGCCAUUCCAAUACAUUUAAAUGUUUCCCCUUAAACCAUUCGAGUGUUGCUUUAGCAGUAUGCUUAGGGUCAUUGUCCUGCUGGAAGGUGAACCUCCGUCCCAGUCUCAAAUCUCUGGAAGAUUGAAACAGGUUUCCCUCAAGAAUUUCCCUGUAUUUAGCGCCAUCCAUCAUUCCUUCAAUUCUGACCAGUUUCCCAGUCCCUGCCGAUGAAAAACAUCCCCACAGCAUGAUGCUACCACCACCAUGGUUCACUGUGGGGAUGGUGUUCUCGGGGUGAUGAGAGGUGUUGGGUUUGCGCCAGACAUAGCGUUUUCCUUGAUGGCCAAAAAGCUCAAUUUUAGUCUCAUCUGACCAGAGUACCUUCUUCCAUUUGUUUGGGGAGUCUCCCACAUGCCUUUUGGCGAACACCAAACGUGUUUGCUUAUUUUUUUCUUUAAGCAAUGGCUUUUUUCUGGCCACUCUUCUGUAAAGCCCAGUUCUGUGGAGUGUACGGCUUAAAGUGGUCCUAUGGACAGAUACUCCAAUCUCCGCUGUGGAGCUUUGCAGCUCCUUCAGGGUUAUCUUUGGUCUCUUUGUUGCCUCUCUGAUUAAUGCCCUACUUGCCUGGUCCGUGAGUUUUGGUGGGCGGCCCUCUCUUGACAUGUUUGUUGUGGUGCCAUAUUCUUUCCAUUUUUUAAUAAUGGAUUUAAUGGUGAUCCGUGGGAUGUUCAAAGUUUCUGAUAUUUUUUUAUAACCCAACCCUGAUCUGUACUUCUCCACAACUUUGUCCCUGACCUGUUUGGAGAGCUCCUUGGUCUUCAUGGUGUCGCUUGCUUAGUGGUGUUGCAGACUCUGGGCCUUUCAGAACAGGUGUAUAUAUACUGAGAUCAUGUGACAGAUCAUGUGACACUUAGAUUGCACACAGGUGGACUUUAUUUAACUAAUUAUGUGACUUCUGAAGGUAAUUGGUUGCACCAGAUCUUAUUUAGGGGCUUCAUAGCAAAGGUGGUGAAUACAUAUGCACGCACCACUUUUCCAUUAUUUAUUUUUUAGAAUAAUAAAAAAAAAAGGUUAUUUUUUUCAUUUCACUUCACCAAUUUGGACUAUUUUGUGUAUGUCUAUUACAUGAAAUCCAAAUAAAAAUCCAUUUAAAUUACAGGUUGUAAUGCAACAAAAUAGGAAAAACGCCAAGGGGGAUGAAUACUUUUGCAAGGUACUGUAUAUGUAUUUAUAUGUAUGUAUGUGUAUAUGUGUGUAUAUAUAUAUAUAUAUAUAUAUAUAUGCGAGAGAAAAAAACAUAUGGGGGAUUGGAAGUGAUGCAGACAAUUACAUUGAUGGAAGUUACAAUCUAUCUGCAAUAUUAAAGCUGAUCUACCCCCUUUAAAAAAAAAAACGGCUCCAGUGGGCACACGAUCACCAACACUGGACAAUUGUGGAGUGGAAAAACAUCUGGUCUGACAAAUCCCAGUUCCUGUUGCGUCAUUGCAGACUCAGGAUUUGGCGUAAGCAGCAUGAGUCCAUGGACCCAUCCUGCCUGGUGUCAACAGUACAGGCUGGUGGCGGUGGUGUACCGCCGUCCAAUCUGCAGCAACUGCAUGAUACCAUUGCAUCAGCAUGGACCAACAUCCCUGUGGAACGUUUACGACUUGUAGAAUCCAUUCCCCGAAUUAUUCAGGCUGUUCUGGUGGCAAAGGGUGGUCUGAUCCAGUACUAGCUGGGUGUACCUAAUAAACUGGCCGGUGUAUUGAUGUAUAGCGUUAAAAUCAGUAUAGCAGUAAUACUUUUUGUAUACAUGUACUGUAAAAAGUUAUAUCUAUAUGUGUGUUGUUUUGUCCAGGGCCAGGUGCAGAGCGGCAUGCGCUCUGGGAUCCGUCUCGCCCAGGGCAACUAUGUGCGUAUCACGGUGACCAAGCCCAUCCCUGUGCAGGUGGACGGAGAGCCCUGGAUCCAGGCCCCCGGACAUAUCAUCAUAUCUGCAGCAGGCCCAAAGGUAACAGCUUUUUGUUACUAUAUUGGGACAAAUAGUUACAAUUUCACUGUGGUAUCCUUCACUAUGGUUGCGAACCUCCCAUACCUAUCUAUAAAGUCAACAGCUAUUAAGUAAUCGUGUCCUUGUUGUUGUGUUCAGGUGCGGAUGCUGAGGAAGUCCAAACACAAGCAGAAGCAGCAGUGUGCCAGCCUAAAAGAGGGGAGAUCUGAAAGCCCUUCGUCCAGCGAUGGGGGACACUGACGCCCCC